This is a messenger RNA of Brassica napus (rape), 3186 nucleotides long. Its product is annotated as endo-1,4-beta-xylanase 5-like. NCBI's taxonomy places the organism in Eukaryota, Viridiplantae, Streptophyta, Magnoliopsida, Brassicales, Brassicaceae. The record is from RefSeq and is a predicted model, not a curated record. The coding region runs from base 1295 to 3016 and encodes 573 amino acids. The transcript is spliced from 6 exons. Gene Ontology annotation, molecular function: hydrolase activity, hydrolyzing O-glycosyl compounds. Gene Ontology annotation, biological process: carbohydrate metabolic process.
ACUUUAAAUAUAAAGUUUUGCAAACUCUAAAAUACAUAGUUUUUUUGGAGAUGCUCUUAGAACUUCAAAAUCCUCCGCCGGUGAACACGGAUAAUAAAUCUUAUUUCUACAUGAGGAACCAUCAGAUAGUAAAUCUUGAAAUUUUUUGAGAGAUUUAACAUUUAAAUAUAUUUAGAACACUAUCUAAACAAAAAUAACUUUAAAAUUGUCUAACUAGCGCCAAACCAAUAAAAACUAGAAAAAUAUAACACUAUGUAGACUAAUAUAUAUCUAAUUUGUAGAAAAAUGAAGAUCUCUCAAAGAGAUUCUAAGCAAUAAAAUAAGUAGAAAAUGAGUUGAAAAAUAUUGUUAUUUUUAAAGUAAGAGAAAGUAAUUUAAAAUGGAUAUCUCAUUUGAGGUACUCAAAAAAAAUUUUCUGAGAAAUCCAAAGACACUUGUUAAAUAAAUAUUUAAAUUUUUUAUAAAAAUAUUAUAAAUGGUGAGAUAGAUACUCUUGGUGAGAUAGAUACUCUUGAGAGUAUCUAACCACUAAUAAUGUUCUAAGUCUUUUGUAUUAUUGAAAUCUUAUCUUUAGUUGCCUUGUAAUAGUCCAAUAUUAUUCUAAUAUUGAUUACAAUUUACAAUGUAAAACAAUUCUCUAAUAUCAUAAUAUGAUAAUACUAGAAAUGAAAUGAAAUUAGAACAAGUCCGGUCUUAAGAUUUUAGUGGUUAAAGAUAAUUUUUAAUAAGUUUAAUGUUUUUUUCUUUUACAAUUUAGUUUAUAUCUAUGUAUGUAACCCUUCAAAUUUGGGGGGACCAACAAUAGUGUUCACAUUGUGAUGUCCAAGACCCGUCCUGGUUGGCUACUAUAUCAAAGGAAACAAAUCAAUUUGAAAUACCAACAAAUAUAUAGGAUAUACAUAUCUGUUAACUUUUUUUGGCAUAUGUAUUGACUAUUGACUAUACUUAUUUGCUUUCUGUUGAAGAUUACUGGGGCGGUAAGUAUCUGAACUUCUUUGUCCAAAACAAUUAUGGUAAAAACUAUAUCAAAGGAAACAAAUCAAUUUGAAAUACCAACAAAUAUAUAGGAUAUACAUAUCUGAACUCUUUUACUGACUAUACUUAUUUGCUUUCUAUGAAAGAUUACUUGGGCGAUAAGUAUCAGAACUUCUUUGUCCAAGAUAAUUAAGGUAAAAAUUUAUAAAGUAUAUAUAGUCUUUUUUUUUGUUAAUUCACUAUAUCACGACCAUAAGAAAAAUAGUAUAAAUAUUAUUUGAAACCCAUAAUUAUCAUCAAGUGAUUCUUUAGUUCUACAAUGAAGCUUCUGUUGCUGCUGCUUGCCUUCUGCUGCCUUUCUCUAUCAAGCUGUGAAGAAAAGUACGUACCAUAUGAUUACUCGGCAACGAUAGAGUGUCUAGGGAACCCUAAUAAACCACAGUACAAUGGAGGAAUCAUCGUGAACCCUGAACUACAAAAUGGUUCACAGGGCUGGUCACAACUGGGAAACGUCAAAGUCGAUUUCACAGAAUCUGGAGGCAAUAAGUUUGUUAUUGCACGAGGGAGGAAUCAAUCUUAUGAUAGCGUCUCUCAAAUGGUUUAUUUGGAAAAGGGACUUCUCUACACUUUCUCUGCUUGGUUACAAGUAAGCCAAGGGAACGCUCCUGUGAGAGCCGUUUUCAAGAAGAAUGGUGAAUAUAAGCAUGCCGGUUCAGUUAUUGCUGAAUCCAAAUGCUGGUCCAUGCUCAAAGGUGGUCUCACUGUUGAUGAAUCUGGUCCCGCCGAUCUCUUAUUUGAGAGCGAGGACAUAAGCGCUGAGAUUUGGGUGGACAGCGUCUCGUUGCAACCAUUCACACAAGAAGAAUGGAACUCUCACCACGAGCAGAGCAUUAACAUGAAGAGGAAAGGAGCCGUGAGGAUCAGAGCCGUAAACAGCGCCGGUGAGCCAGUACCGAACGCAACCAUCUCCAUCUUACAGAACAGACUCGGGUUCCCAUUCGGGUGCGCCGUAGAAAAUAACAUACUUGGGAACCAAGCAUACCAAGACUGGUUCACUAAGAGAUUCACCGUGACAACUUUCGGGAACGAGAUGAAAUGGUACAGCACGGAAGUUGUAAGAGGCAAAGAGGAUUACUCGACCGCAGACGCGAUGGUGAAAUUGUUCCAGCAACAUGGGAUCGCUAUUCGUGGCCACAAUAUUAUAUGGGACAACCCUAUUUAUCAACCUAGUUGGGUGAACGCUUUGAGCGUAUCCGAUCUCUACAACGCCGUGAAGAGAAGGGUUUUCUCGGUGGUCACAAGGUACAAAGGCCAGCUUGCGGGUUGGGACGUUGUGAAUGAGAAUCUCCAUUUCUCAUUCCUUGAGAGCAAGUUUGGUCCCAAAGCCUCUUACAACGUCUUUGCGCAGGCGCAUGCCCUUGAUCCAAAGACUACAAUGUUUAUGAAUGAAUACAAUACGUUAGAGCAACCGGGGGACCCGGUUGCUACUCCAGCAAGGUAUUUGCAGAAGCUUAGAGAGCUUCAAUCUAUUCAUAUGGCCGGAAACAUUCCUUUAGGGAUCGGUCUUCAGUGUCAUUUCAGUACUCCUAACAUUCCGUAUAUGAGAUCAGCUAUUGACACUCUUGCUGCCACUGGUUUGCCUAUUUGGCUCACUGAGGUCGACGUCGCAGCUCCUCCAAAUGUUCAGGCCAAUUAUUUCGAGCAAAUCUUAAGGGAAGGCCACGCACAUCCGCAAGUGAAAGGAAUGGUGACAUGGGCAGGUUAUAAUCCAAAAGGUUGCUAUCGAAUGUGCCUCACUGAUGGCAACUUCAGGAACCUACCCACCGGAGACGUUGUGGACAAACUUCUGCGAGAGUGGGGAGGGCUUAGUGGGCAAACCACAGGUUUAACUGAUGCUGAUGGAUUCUUUGAAGCUUCACUCUUCCAUGGUGACUACAAUCUCGAUAUUUCCCACCCUCUCACCAAUUCCACAGCUUCUCACAGCUUUAAGUUGGCUUCUGAGGACUCCAACCCAUCUCCUUCAAUUGUCUUUCGAGUUUGAGACGCUAAGUUUACAACUACUUUGUAAUGGAGUAGUUUGAUUUUUAAUUUUAGUCUUGUGUAAGGAAACUCCAGAGGGUUAUUAUUAUUCAUAAACACCAAUUAGGUUGGUUUACUAAAGUUUAAGCCCUUGAUAACAUCUAUCAAUCAAUAAUAUAUACUUAUAAGCAA